Messenger RNA from Aspergillus candidus, 1463 nucleotides. RefSeq lists its product as uncharacterized. NCBI's taxonomy places the organism in Eukaryota, Fungi, Ascomycota, Eurotiomycetes, Eurotiales, Aspergillaceae. The transcript has a single exon. Bases 677 to 895 code for a protein of 72 amino acids. The record is from RefSeq and is a predicted model, not a curated record. Gene Ontology annotation, molecular function: zinc ion binding.
UUUUCUUUUCUUUUUUUGCUUUUCUUUUUUUUUUUUUUUCCCUUCAUUCUCAUAAUAUUUUACUUCUUAAAUUUUUUUAGUUUUCUGUUCACUUUUCGGACCAUUCUUUUCUUUUCUCUCUUUUUCCACUUCCCAUCCCGUCCUUCCCGGAUUGUUUCCUAUCCCGGGCCCCCCGACUUCCUCCCAAUAUAGUAUCCUAUAUUUACAGUGACCAGACCGCCUGCUUAUCUACUCCUCCCUAUAACUACCACUUUAUCUACCUAACUUAACCUAAUCAACCUUACCCUUACUACCCUACUACCCUACUUACUCUAAAAGGGUUUCUCCAACCUUGGUCCGCCUCCUCUACUCUCCUUUAAUUAGUCGCCUCCCUCCACGUCACCCUCCCUCCACCUUCACCCCAUCUCCUCUAGUAUCUACCGUCCGCUACUUCCCACACCUUUUAAGGCUCUUAGUCCCCCUCAUCCUCCCGUCGACAUCUUUGUUCUCUUCCUCCUACCACUUUGUUCAUACCCCGCAAACAACCACCCUCCCAAGCCUUUCGCAUCCGAUCUCCUUUCGACGGGAACAUCUACCCUACCUCCUACCUCCCAUCUCCUACCUUGGGUACCUACCUCCUCACCCACCUACCUUCACUACCCGCAACCUUCCCGCCUUCUCUCCUCGCCACCUCACAAUGGCCAUCCGCAAGCCUCGCUGCAAUUUCAAGGAGUGCAAGGAAGCCGCCCAACGCAUCGUCGGCGACUGCAGCUUCUGCAGCGGACAUUUCUGCUCGAAACACCGCAUGCUCGAAGCCCACUCGUGUACCGGCCUGGAGGACUGCAAGAAGGAGUCCCACGCCCGCAACGCCGAUAAGCUCAACAACGAACGCACCCAGGUCAUCAAGGGCGUAUGAGUUGUCGCACUUGCUUCUCUCCGCCGUCGCGAGGUCGAUCGUUUUCGUCUUGCAUUCCGGCUUCCCGUCGCGAUCGGUUCAUGCCGUUUGGAAUUAGCGUGGUGUUGGAUUUGAUCGCUGGCAUGGGAGUCGCCUUUCACCGUUUCACAUAACAUGCCUCCCCUUUAUUUUCAUCCACUGGUCACAAGCUAGGGAGAGGGUUGGCGUUUUUUGAUCAAUUUGCGAUUCGCGAGGCGUUCACACAUAGGAGUUUUGUUUGUCUUUUUAAUCACCUUGGGCAGCGACAUUGAGCCAGCUUGCUUGGGUUUGUCGUUUGACUGGGAGCUCCAACGAGCUUCAAGGUCGACCACACGGGUAUAUUCUACAUCAUACUAUCCGUCGUCAUCACCAUCAUCAUCAUCAUCAUUUCUUACAUUCGUCCAUUAUAUACAGCCAUUAAUCAACAGUUAUGUGGAUAGAUUUGGAGACCCGGAUUUUAUUCAAUUGUUGAUGAAAUGGCUUGUCACAUAACCUAAGACUCAUUAUCCAUACCUAUCAACCAUUCAAUAUAUACUGCAUACUAUCUACC